Messenger RNA from Oppiella nova, 342 nucleotides. Lineage: Eukaryota; Metazoa; Arthropoda; Arachnida; Sarcoptiformes; Oppiidae. The record is from the annotation of a GenBank genome assembly.
AUGGGUUUAUCAAUUUGGCAUAUAUUAUUAUUUGCCGUGAUCGUUAUUUUAUUAUUUGGUACAUCAAAACUUAAAAACUUAGGUAAGGAUUUAGGUGGUGCAAUUAAAGAUUUUAAAGACUCGGUUCAUUCUGAUGAUCAAAAACUGUCUGAAACAAAUCAGCCUAAAGAAAUUCAUCAUCUCGAUUUAAAUAAAGAAAAAAACACUAACGGUUUUGGUGAACUCUUGGCUUUUGCUGUUAUUGCACUGAUUAUAUUGGGACCUGAAAAGCUCCCUCAAACAUUAAGGGUGGGAUUACUUAAAUAUAGAGCCCUUAAAAAUAAUCUUAACAAAAUCCAGCUA